AUGAUGGCCUCGGUGGUCGUCGGUGGUAACCGGAGGAGGUCUCUCACGCUGAGAGGGGUGGACCCCGAGACCUGUAUGAUCGUGUUCAAGAACCACUGGUCACAGGUGGUGAAGAUCCUGGAGAAACACGAGCCGGGUCGUAGCCUCACCGGCGCGUUGAGCUUCCUCUCCGGUCACGGCGGUAGCAGCGGCUCCGGAGCGCUCCGCCUCGGCCCGAUCCCGGCUGACGAGGCCAGCGCUGUCCAGAACUACGUGGAGCACAUGCUCUUCCUGCUGAUGGAGGAAGAGGCGGGCCAAGGAGGAGCGAUGGGUCCCAUCCUGGAGUUUGUGGUGGUGGAGGGCGUGAUGGAGAGGCUGUUCCUGUGGAGCCUGAGGAGACAGUUCACCGAGGACAUGAAGCUGGAGCAGCUCAGGAUGUACCAGAUGCUUCUGUCUCAGGCCAGGCAGCCUCUUCUGCACCACAAACCGGUUCUACGACCGCUCAUGAUGCUGCUGGCCUCCUGCGCCGGAGCGGGAACUGACAGCGGUGGCGUGGUGGAGGCGGAGCUUGUCCUCCUGUUGAACCAGCUGUGUGUCGCUCUGGUCAAAGACCCCUCAGUGCUGGAGCUCUUCUUCCACACCAGCGAGGACCAGGGAGCCGCCAACUUCCUGCUCUUCUCCCUGCUCAUACCAUACACACACAGACAGGGUUCUGUCGGUCAGCAGGCCAGAGACGCUCUGCUGCUCAUCAUGUCUCUGUCGGCCUCUGACCCUCGAGUCGCCCUGCACAUCGCCGAGAACACGUACUUCUGUCCUGUGCUGGCCACAGGUCUGUCCGGUUUGUACUCGUCUCUUCCGGCCCGGCUGCAGGUUUACAGCGACGACUGGCACUGUCUGGACCGGGCCGACUGGCAGCAGGUUCCGGCUCUAGUCCACUUCCUGCACUCCCUGGACUUCUGCAGCGCUGUUACCAAGGUGGCUCAUCCCUCCAUCCGGUCUCAGCUGCUGGGUUACAUCUACAACGGGUUCCUGGUUCCGGUCCUGGCUCCGGCUCUGCACAAGCUGACGGUGGAGGAGGUGAUGACCACCACGGCUUACCUGGAUCUCUUCCUGCGCUCCGUCUCUGAGCCGGCCCUCCUCCAGAGCUUCCUCUCCUUCAUCCUGCUGCACGCGCACGACAACGUGCACAUCCUGGACACGCUGGUCAGCCGGGUCAACACACCUUUCCAGUUGGGCACGGUGUCUCUGGCUCUGUUCAGGACUCUGAUUGGUCUGUUCUGUGAAGACGUCAUGCUGCAGCUGGUGUUCAGGUAUCUGAUUCCCUGCAGCCACCUGAGCGAGAAGCAGCGCUCCUCCCUGAGGCGGAGGGACUGCUGCUCCUCCAGCGCCGCCUCCUUCCUGCUCCUCCUGCCCUCCUGGUGUCCCGGGAACCUCCUCAACAUGAACGCACAAUCAGAGCACAUCCAUUGGCCCAAAGGAGCAGAUCUGUCAGUUUCAGACAGUGUCAGUUUCUGUCGGGGCUCAGACUUCCUGAUGGAUGUGAACUACCUUCACUACCUCUGGGACGCACGCCAAACCAUCUCCACCGCCCUCAGGGCAUGUCGGCUCUGGUCGUCUCCGUAUGACGGGAUCGACCCUCCGCCUCAAGACUACCGAUGGGACACACCAGGAGACGACAUGGAAGAUGAGGACGAGAUCGUACGGCGGGUCGAGAGUGACUCCAUCUGCUCUUUCUUCAUCGCUCCUCCCCCCUCAGCCCUCUCCCCGACGCCAUCCUCCUCAGACACCGUCUCCACGGGUAACCAAGUGGGACGAGCCGGCUCUGUCCUGGAGCUGGAGUGGGACGACAUUUUCGCAGACGACGAUCUGUUGAUAAACGCGUCACUAGCGAAUGGCGGCGUGACCGCAGAGGUCGACAGAUGCGUUGCGACGCCUCAACACAUCCAGGAAAUGCGACGCACCGCGACCAAGCUGGUGCAUGGCUCGUACGUGGAGGAAUCCGAGUUUGAGGACGACGUUCUGGUCUACAAUCUAGUCGCCCAGAGGGAAACAAAGGUGGCCAUUUUGGAGCAAAUCAUGGCAGCAAAUCGACGGGGACGAGGGAGCAUCUCAAAUGGGCAGCGGGUGUCGACAGCAGCGACGACCACAAUGAUAACAACAAUGUUAACGACAACGGGGAAGACUGUCAUGGAAACGGUUAACGGUAUAAUGUCGACAAGGAGGAGGAGCGAGGAUGUAGUGAAAGAGGAAAGAAGAAGGAGUGAGGAUUAUGUGAAGGAGGUGAGAAGGAGGAGUGAGGACUUUGGAAAGAUGGGGAGAAGGAAGGAGGAAGGAGAAGAUGAGCUAAAGAGGAUGGAUGUACAAGGAUUACGUCAGUGUUUCACCAACGGCUUUAACGUAAAGAAUCACAUCAUCGACGAAUGUGAUGAUACCGACGAAGACGAAGAGACAUUUAAGCAAAACCAGAACGCACAACAUCCCACGCCAUGUUUAGUGACUUUACCCAAUGGCCACUCUGAAUUUGAGCCACAUGACCCUUUGGUGACCGAUGCAAAGUCUCCAAAUCUGCCUAGCAACAGAGUCGCCAACAAUGAUGACUUCCUGUCCCGAUACCACGAGCUCAUGCUCUCUUUGGGGGUGGAGCCGGACUGUGAUGACGUCACAAACGACAUCAGCACAUUCAGGAGGCGGGUCCGAGCGCUGAGGCAAAAACUAGAAGAGGAGGAGGAGUCGGCUUUUAGCUCCUCGUGGGAUGACGGAGAGGAGGAGGAAGAAGGAGAGGAGGAGGCGAUGGAGGAAGUGGAAGAGGAAGGAGAGGAGAAGGGGAGUAGGUGUAAGAAAGGCAGCAGGAGGCACGGAGUUCCCUUUACAGGUCCGUUCAUCAGCGUGCUGUUGUCGCGCCUCGAGAACCUCCUGGAAAACUCCAUCGCCGUGAACCUGCUGGUGACGGGCAUCCUGGCCCAGCUGGCGUCGUACCCGCAACCUCUUCUGAGAUCCUUCCUGCUCCGCGACGACACUCACGAACAGCCCAACGUACGCACACUGCACCAGGUGUUGGUGUCGGUGCGCGCUCAGAUUGAGCGCUACGUGGCGGCCAGGCCAGACUUCCCUGCCCUGGUCACUCAGGCCUGGAGGUUCUUGUUGGCUAAAGACCAAGACAGCAAGUUUAGAGAGUGCCUCCAGUCUCGGAGCGGUGACGUCAUCCUGGACCCGUCCAUCCCUAACGGCUCCGUGACGAACGCCCUGGCCUUGCCUCCUCUCGCCGUCCUGCCGCCGUGCCCUCCCAUCCCACCUCACGCCAAGAGCCGAGUGUUCGCCAUCGUCCUGUUCGCCGAGUUCCUGAAGGAGCUGGCGGCCAUCGCCCAGGAGCACAGCAUCGCUCCGGACUGCACCGCCGAGGAGGAGUGACCAACCGCCCGUCCAGCUGUGAA
Molecule: messenger RNA, 3410 nt
Organism: Anoplopoma fimbria (sablefish)
Lineage: Eukaryota; Metazoa; Chordata; Actinopteri; Perciformes; Anoplopomatidae
Product: FHF complex subunit HOOK interacting protein 1A-like
Exons: 16
Coding region: 1-3387 (1128 amino acids)
Source: RefSeq, a predicted model, not a curated record